ACAUGGAUCUGAUAGAACAUUUAUGGGAUGAAAUGGGUAGACGUCUAAAAAAUUAUCAAACUCAAAAGAAAGAUCAAUUGAAAAAUGCAAUACUUGAAAUAUGGAACAGUAUUGACCCUACUGUUACAAUAAAAUUAGUUAAAUCAAUGGAAAAGCAUAUGCACGAAGUAAUUAAAGCUAAAGGAGGACCAACUGACCAUUAA
This is a messenger RNA of Cinara cedri, 203 nucleotides long. Lineage: Eukaryota; Metazoa; Arthropoda; Insecta; Hemiptera; Aphididae. The record is from the annotation of a GenBank genome assembly.